Molecule: messenger RNA, 2207 nt
Organism: Sabethes cyaneus
Lineage: Eukaryota; Metazoa; Arthropoda; Insecta; Diptera; Culicidae
Product: 1-acyl-sn-glycerol-3-phosphate acyltransferase alpha-like
Exons: 3
Coding region: 248-1201 (317 amino acids)
Biological process (GO): phosphatidic acid biosynthetic process
Cellular component (GO): membrane; endoplasmic reticulum
Molecular function (GO): 1-acylglycerol-3-phosphate O-acyltransferase activity
Source: RefSeq, a predicted model, not a curated record
ACGGAAGGUUUGCGCUAUAUGUGUGUUCGUCUGUUUUACCGUUUUCUAGGGAUGGAUAUGCUUACCUGCAGAAUAGACUUUAUUCGGUGAAGGUCUUUCUCCGGAAAGGUACAAUUCGGCGCGUUUUAGUGGGUGUUUUAAAUUGGAACUAAUCUAAUUCACGGGCCAAUUACGGCCGUAGUGCGGGUGUUGUUUUUGUGUGUUUGCGACCGGUGGAUUGUUUCGAUAACAGCAGUGAUCAGCAAAAAUGAUUGCAAGUUAUUUUGAGAUUUGCCUCGUCGGCGGUAUCAUAUUGCUACCCAUUCUGUAUGAAACGUCCCAGACAUUUCGCUACUUCUUUAAGUUCUUCGUUUACUACGUGGGAGUAAUUAUCAAUGCUCUUAUACUGAUUCCGGCGAUGUGUCUCCGUCCCAGAGAUGUCCGCAAUUUGGUAUUGGCCAGCUCAUUCUGUCGACAUUUAUCUCCACUGAUCAGUAUCAAAUGGGAACUGCGUGGUGCGGAAAUUCUGUCGCGCGACGAAGCGUACGUAAUUGUGGCCAACCAUCAAAGCUCGUUGGAUGUUUUAGGAAUGUUCGACUUUUGGCACAUUAUGAACAAGUGCACGGUGAUAGCCAAAAAGGAGCUACUUUACACUGGACCUUUUGGCAUAGGUGCUUGGCUCAGUGGAUUGAUAUUCAUUGAUCGCAACAAUGCAGAAAAAGCUCAUGCCGCCAUGAACGAUUGUACCGACAUGCUGAAGGAGAAACGUAUCAAGCUGUGGGUGUUUCCUGAAGGCACAAGGCGGAACACAAAUGAAAUCCAUCCGUUCAAGAAAGGCGCCUUCCAUGUGGCCGUGCGCGCACAGCUUCCUAUCAUGCCUGUUGUCUACAGCUCCUACAGUACAUUCUUGGAUGAUAAGGCAAAAAUUUUGAACAAUGGACACGUGAUUGUGACCACCUUGGAGCCGAUCGAAACCAAGGGCCUAACUAGUGACGAUAUACCGGCAUUAAUGGAUCGGGUCCGAAACAUGAUGAUUGAAACGUUUCGAGCUACCUCGAAGGAAGUCGAAAGGACCUACAGUGUUAAUGGCAAUAAUUCGAUCAGCAGUUCUAAGCUAAAGUUGCGCUGUAUCGAUGAUCUCAUUAGGCCGAAACUACCCAGCGCUGCCAACGGAUCACCAACUCGACAAACUCCCCAUAAUACCCCAUUGCGGAAGGAGUAGGGUUUAACACUUCGAUAGGCAGCAAGUGUGAUAGUAUGUUUUAUUUCUAAAAAAAACAGCGUUCCCUCCAGGAGAGGAUUGUCGUUUCGAGCCAAGAAACUCCAGAAUAGUAUUUAAAGUGACGCUAGUGUAAUGUCUGUCACUGUUUUUGUUUUUCAUUCUAAAUAACUAGUUGUAUUUUGUACCAUUUUUAUACUAAUCGUAUUUUUAUCGGGUUAUUUUUUCUUAGCUUUUCGGAAGUCUUAUCCUACUGUCGAGCUAAUUCUAAAAUAUUCUUUACCCAACUUCGGCAAAACUUUGAAUACAAAAUGGGGGCUUCGAUUUUAGCUUUUUGUUAAAUUACUAAGCAGCAAGCUAAUGUUUUGCUUGUACGAAGCGUAUUCAAGCGUAUAGUUUACACCCCAAAGCCUUAUAUAUUAGAAGUUUGAAGCUGUCUGCUUGUUUUCAUAGUAUGGUACGACACAAAUAAAGAAAAUUCUAGUCUGUUGUGGAACUUAUUUGUCAUUUCUGGAAGCAUGUGAUGUGAUAUUUCGGCUCAGCGACAGGAAAAACUAACGGCGCCCGGUCAACAUAAAAGUGCACACAUAAGUGCAAUGUAACAAAUACAUGACCUUUACGUAAAUUUUAUGUAGCAGGCGACGCUUAUGCAAUAAAAAAAAGAAGUAGGACUCCUACGGUGUGUAAGAAAAUCAAAAAAAUGUUAGAGUAACGUUGCCUGAGGGGGGGGGGGCAUAAUUGGCAUGAUUUUCAGUAUGAUUGAUUUGGUGCUGCAACAUUUCGGGAUACUCCGUUAACAACUUCAAUAUUAUGAUAUUAUGUAUUAUUAUUACUAUUCUUAUAAUUAUUAUUAGGUAUUUUACUUUGGUUAACAGAGCAGAUUGUGAGUAUUGUGUCAUGAAACAAGUGUAUUUGUAUUGUAAAUUAUCCACCAAUUUAAGGUUUUAACGUUCCAUAAACUAGUGUAAGGAACUAAGUGUAAUAAAUUUUCCAUCUAUUUAGUUUUAUA